AUAUGCAUCUACAGGGGGGGGGAUAGUCGUUAAUGAUUAGCCAAAUGUAAACAAGAGACAGUCAAAUAUCAACAAGGCCGGCAAAAAUACACGGAAAGAAGCUGAACAAACCGUUUCAUUUUCAUAUGAAAUAAAUAUUGAGAAUAAGGAAGUGUUGGAGUGGUUAGAUCUCAAUUAGAAAGUCGAUUUCAAGGGUUAUUAAUAUGUCGUGAAAUUAUCUUUGCACAAAAGGCCGGAUACAUCAUACAUGGAUGAUUUAGAUGGGCCUGUUUUGGAGGAGAAUGAAGCAACCCAGAUCUUUUACGCCAAAUAUAAGCUUAAGGAAAAACUUGGAGCCGGCCUGUCGAGUGUUGUGAGAAAAUGUGUAGACAAAGCGACAGGUCAGGAGUAUGCGGUAAAAAUUGUCGAUAAGUUGGGUGAUCAUGGUGAUGCAGAUAUUGGAAAAGUAACAAAAAAUGAGGCGGAUAUUUUGGCAGCACUUUCUGGACAUAAAAAUAUCAUAUCGCUUGUUGAUUUUUUUGAGUCACCGACAUACUUUUUCCUUAUUUUUGAGCUUGCUGUUGGAGGAGAACUCUUUGAUCAACUGACCAAGGAUGUAACAUUCUCAGAGAAAAGAGCAAGGAAAGUUAUGUAUGAAAUUUUAACUGCUGUCCAGUACAUGCAUUCAAAAAGCAUUGUUCAUAGAGAUUUAAAGCCUGAAAAUAUUCUUCUCAAUGACAAAAUGAUGAUAAAACUAUCAGACUUUGGGUUUGCUAAAAAGUUGGAAGCAGGUGAAACACUCACAGAUCUAUGUGGUACUCUGGGUUACCUCUCUCCUGAAGUGCUUCGCACUAAUUUAUAUGAUGAUCAUCCUGGAUAUGGGUUUAAAGUUGAUCUUUGGGCAUGUGGUGUUAUUUUGUAUACUUUAUUGUCUGGAUGUCCGCCAUUUUGGCAUCGAAGGCAAGCCGUGUUGAUUCGUUCCAUAAUAGAAUGUCGCUAUCAGUUCAGCGGUGCAGAAUGGGCCGACAUUUCCGAUUCUGCAAAAGACUUGAUUUCAAAACUUCUUGUUUCUGAACCAGAAGAAAGAUAUUCCGCUGAUGACUGUCUUAAACAUCCUUGGCUGGAGGGUGUUCAAAUUUCAAGACCUGUGGCUUUUGUCGGGAGAACUAAACUUCGGGGAGUUUUGAUCGCCGUUCGGACGUGCCUUGCCUUGCGUCAAAUGGUCCUUGACACAACUUCACGGUCGAAAUGGCAAAGACUGCUCCGUACAAAGUAA
Messenger RNA from Dendronephthya gigantea, 1255 nucleotides. Its product is annotated as phosphorylase b kinase gamma catalytic chain, liver/testis isoform-like. The transcript is spliced from 12 exons. NCBI's taxonomy places the organism in Eukaryota, Metazoa, Cnidaria, Anthozoa, Malacalcyonacea, Nephtheidae. Gene Ontology annotation, biological process: protein phosphorylation. The coding region runs from base 248 to 1255 and encodes 335 amino acids. Gene Ontology annotation, molecular function: protein kinase activity; ATP binding. The record is from RefSeq and is a predicted model, not a curated record.